AAAAAUAGGAGAAAAAAAAGGAGGAAAAAUCAAUGUGAUUAUUAUUAUCUUUAUGAACAAGUAGAAUCUGAAUCUUCAGGCAAUAAAAUUCCAGCAAAAAAAUGGGAAGUCAUGUUGCUGUAUUAGCCUUCCCAUUUGCAUCACACCCAUCCGUACUACUCCAUCUUGUGGAGAAAUUAGCACCAGCUUCACCCAAUGUGAAAUUUUCAUUCUUCAGCACCAAUGUAUCCAAUCAGAAACUCUGUUCUAGGUUCAAGUUAUUACAAGGACAUAACAACUUCAAAUCAUACGACGUAGACGAUGGAACUCCAGAGGGUUGUGUUUUUACCGGUAAUCCCUUGGAACCCAUUGGUUUUUUCCUUGAUGCGACGCCGGAUAAUUUCAAGAAACGCAUCGCUGAGGUUGAAGAGGAGACCGGAUUGAAGAUAAGCUGCCUUUUGGUGGAUGCUUUUUUGGGAUUUUCAGCUGAUUUUGCUCAUGAAUUGGGUAUCCCUUGGUUGGCAUUUUGGACUGCCGGACCUCGCUCGCUGUCGGUGCAUAUUUAUACCGAUGAGAUCAACAGAGCUUUGGCCUCAGCUGGAGGUGAAGGAGGACAAAGUGAUCAAGACAUGGCCCUUGAUUUUCUUCCAGGAAUGGAGGCAAUCCAUGUUAGUGAUUUGCCUUAUGAGCUUUUAGAAGGACAUUUGGACAAACCAUUCCCUAAAAUGCUGUACAACAUGAUCCAAGCGAUUCCUCGAGCUACGGCAGUUGUUAUCAAUUCUUUCGAAGGAAUGGACACGACCGUAGUAAAUGACCUGAGAUCCAAGUUGGAAAAGGUUCUCACAAUUGGUCCUCUGGUUUUACCUUCCCAAAAAUUAGAAGAUGAACUUGGAUGCUUGUCGUGGUUAGAUAGCCGCGAAACUGCGUCCGUCGCGUACAUCAGCUUUGGCACCUUCCUAAGACCUCCACCUGAUGAGCUAUUAGCACUAGCAGAAGCAAUAGAAGAGAAGCAAAUUCCAUAUCUUUGGUCAUUUAGGAAUGACCCUAAAAAUCCCUUGUUAGAUGGCUUUCUUGAAAGGACUAAUGGCAUUGGGAAAGUUGUUCCAUGGACUCCUCAAUUGAAUGUUUUGGCACAUUCUUCAAUUGGGGUGUUUGUGACUCAUUGUGGUUGGAGCUCAGUGAUGGAGGGUGUAGCCUGUGGGGUGCCCAUGAUUUGUAGGCCUUUCUUUGGGGACCAAAAGUUGAAUAGGAGAGUGAUUGAAGAUGUAUGGCAAAUUGGUGUGGGAAUUGAAGGCGGUGUGUUCACAAAAAAGGGGAUGGUGAAUGCUUUAGAUUUGGUUUAUUCAAGUGAAAAUGGGAGCAAUAAGAUGAGGUGCAAACUCAAUGAGCUCAAAGAAAAUGCCAUGAAAGCUGUUGAUGAGAAUGGGAGCUCAAGUGAAAAUUUCAAGACGCUUUUAGAUAUAGUAACAAGUAGGGAUGUUUCAUAAUUCAGCAUUAGGUUGAAGUUGUUAUUAGAAAUUAAGAAAUGCUAGAAUGAACUUGAUAAUGUUAUAUGAUAUGAAAGAUUAAUGAUUUCUAACUUGUAACUUUUUAGGCACAUUACCAUAGUGUAGAAAGAAG
Oldenlandia corymbosa var. corymbosa is the source of this 1599-nucleotide messenger RNA. Lineage: Eukaryota; Viridiplantae; Streptophyta; Magnoliopsida; Gentianales; Rubiaceae. The record is from the annotation of a GenBank genome assembly.